GGGGCCGGGCGCGCGCUCUCGCGGUGAAGAGCUGCCGUGCGCGCGCGCGCCUCUCCAGAACGCACGGCGGCCGCGAGCGCGCGCUGUUUAACUCCGCUCCGCUCCGAGAAAAAGUGAUGCUCAGAGCCGCUCGGCAUGGAGCUGGGCUUCUCAGGGUUGUCUGUGGAGCUGGAGGAGGACUGUCUGUCCCGGGUCCCCGUCCUGCGGAGGAACUCUUACGUGCUCCACAAGCUGAGCGUGGACAUCGAGCCGCAGAGAUACAGCGAGACGCUCUCCAAAGCCCUGUCCUGGUCCACCGAGAACAUCCUGCUGUCCGAGAGAAGAGCGGCUGAGGCUUCGUCUCCGUCUCCGGUCUCCUCUCCCGCCGAGGUCGGCUCGGCUCCGGCCGGGGACUGGUCAAGCCCUGUCCGAACGCCUCUGUCCCCCAGCUCCGACUCCGACACCGAGGGCCCCAAGACCGAGAGCAGGGCCCCGAGACGGCCGUUCCUGAGCCGCCUGGAGCAGGAGGAGAAGGAGGACAUCGAGACCAAAGCCGUGGCCACGUCCCCGGACGGAAGAUACCUGAAGUUCAACAUCGAGAUCGGGAGAGGAUCCUUCAAGACGGUCUACAAGGGACUGGACACGGAGACCACGGUGGAGGUGGCCUGGUGUGAGCUUCAGGUACGAGAUCUGAGCGCAGAACCAGACGUAAGGGAACGCUUUAAUACAAGAAAACAUGUCUGAGAUACAGCUCCUUGAAAAUCUUAAUAUUGAGGAAAUCUCUUUUAAAGUUGUUCAAAUGAAGGCGUUAGCAAUGAAUAUUACUAGUCAAAAAAAGAGGCUCUGAGAUAUUGGUGGUAGGAAAUUUAUUAAAUAUCUUUACUUAUUAUAUUUAAUGUUUUUGGCAUAAAAGAUAUAUGCAGUGUCUUGUUUGUUUCUACAACCCUUGCUCUUAUGACUUUGAGAGGUUACACAAAGCGUGUGUUUUCUGAAAUGCUGUUUGACGAGACGCCUGCUGCUUGAACUGCUUUCUUGAAAUCUUUCUUUAGAAAUAAGACCUGCUCCGAGAUUACAUGCAAAGAAACAGUAAUUCAAAUUUGGAUACAGUUCAUUGUUUUAUUACAAAUGAAUUAAGUACUCAUUUAAUAAAGCUUUACAAAUAACAGAAUGAA
Messenger RNA from Puntigrus tetrazona (Sumatra barb), 1151 nucleotides. Its product is annotated as serine/threonine-protein kinase WNK4-like. The coding region runs from base 136 to 723 and encodes 195 amino acids. NCBI's taxonomy places the organism in Eukaryota, Metazoa, Chordata, Actinopteri, Cypriniformes, Cyprinidae. Gene Ontology annotation, cellular component: cytoplasm; cytosol. Gene Ontology annotation, molecular function: potassium channel inhibitor activity; protein serine/threonine kinase activity; chloride channel inhibitor activity. Gene Ontology annotation, biological process: positive regulation of potassium ion import across plasma membrane; monoatomic ion homeostasis; positive regulation of sodium ion transmembrane transporter activity. The record is from RefSeq and is a predicted model, not a curated record. The transcript has 2 exons.